Messenger RNA from Rasamsonia emersonii CBS 393.64, 2619 nucleotides. Its product is annotated as C6 transcription factor (PrnA). The record is from RefSeq and is a predicted model, not a curated record. The transcript has 6 exons. NCBI's taxonomy places the organism in Eukaryota, Fungi, Ascomycota, Eurotiomycetes, Eurotiales, Trichocomaceae. Gene Ontology annotation, biological process: DNA-templated transcription; regulation of DNA-templated transcription. The coding region runs from base 1 to 2619 and encodes 872 amino acids. Gene Ontology annotation, molecular function: DNA-binding transcription factor activity, RNA polymerase II-specific; zinc ion binding; DNA binding.
AUGCAUUCUGAUGUCGGUGACUGGGGUGUUGGGGUUGCCACCGACGACGUGAUUGCUGUCAAGCGGUCCAUGGAAGCUCCGCAUCCCAAUCCGCCCCGGUCGAAGCGGCCCCGUGUCGCCGAGGAGAACCGGAAGAGAGCGGUGAGAGCAUGCGAUGGAUGUCGGAGAGUCAAGGAGAAGUGCGAAGGCGGCGUGCCUUGUCGGCGAUGUCUCCGUUAUCAGCGCCAAUGCGUCUUCAACACGCCUCCGGACCAGGGAGAGAAGGUCUCCAGAUCUCUCGACAGGAUCUCCGAACGCACCGCCAGCUUCAGUCGCGAUGAUGACGCGGAGGCAGAGCGUGUGCGAUAUAUGGAACGCAUCUUGGCACACUUCGUGCCCAAUAUCUCGUUUGACCUGCCGUCCCUGCGCAAAACCGCCGAGGACCUGCAGAAGAAACACCGGGAUCAAUCCGACUCGGACGGCCCUCCGACACAAGUCGAGGUCGAUGACCUCGACGAUCUGGCCAUCGAAGACGAGGAUUUUACCAUUCGCGCGCUGCCCGACAACACGAUGCAGUAUUCGGGAGAAUUCUCCUAUCUGAACUUUUCCAUGAAGAUACGACGAAAGAUUGAUGAAUGGAUGAAAAAUGCGGCUCAGGAGGUACUCUGCCUUCCGUUCUUUAUCAAAUUCGGUAUUAACAUUUCUCAGGAUCCCCCAGAGUCAGUGCCAUUCGAAGAACGUUGGCGUGCUACUCAGCUCCAGUCGGGCACCGCUCUAGUGUCAGCAGCUAUCUCAUGCCUGCCGCCUCGCUACGUGGCCGACUUUCUGCUCCAGACGUUUUACAAGUAUGCGCAGACCAAUAACUUCUACGUGGAAGAGGACUGGCUACGCGAGAAGCUCAGCACUUGCUACAACAAUCCCGCCAGUCUCACCUCUAGCGACGCGCCAGCCGUGUGCGCCAUUUUGAUGGUUCUGGCAAUUGGCACGCAGUUCGCCCAUAUGGAUUCUCCCACCCCCGUCAACAAGCUCACGCCCGGAUCUUCCGCAGACGACCACCGCUUUUCAGAAGAUGAGGUGGGCCUGACCUUCUACAACUUCGCAUCCAAGCUGCUACCGGACAUAAUCGCCACCGCCUCCGUCCGAAGUGUCCAGGCCUGUCUGCUGAUGGGAACGUACCUCCUCCCGCUGGAUACGUCGGGGCUUUCUUACACCUAUUUCGGCCUUGCGCUCAAGCUGGCCAUUCAGAACGGCAUGCACCGGAAAUACUCUGGAGAAGAUCUGGACCCGCACAUGCUCGAAGUCCGAAACCGAGUUUUCUGGACCGCUUACACGCUUGAAAAACGUAUCAGUAUUCUACAUGGCAGGCCGGCGUCGAUCACCGAUGCUGACGUGGAUGCGGAUUUGCCGGUCGACCUGCCCAGCCUACGACCGCAGACUCAAGUGUCCAACUUCACUAACAUGGUGGCCCUGAUCACGUUGACGCUGAAGCUCGGAGAAAUUGCCAACGAGAUAUCUUCAUUGCGAAAAUGCCGGAAAUGGCAGCAACCGGGGUGUCUGGAGAAAUUGCUCACGCAGCGGAAACAACUCAUCGAAUGGUGGGCCACGUUGCCGGAAGAGACGUACUGUCGUGACUUGAAUCCGGCCGGCGGACUCUUUCGAUCCAACGUCCAUCUCAAGCUCGACUACUGCCUGACCCGAAUCUUUAUUGGACGGCCGUUCCUCUUCAGCAACGUGAAGGGUAUUAAUCCGGCGUCAUCCGGUGGCACGUCCCAGGCUUCGGUUAAUAGCCGAUCCAAGACUCGUUCAGUCUUGGUCACGGACUGCGUCGAAGCGGCGCUCGAGAUUGUCGAUCUGUGUCGACUGCUGCGGGACGAGACGGGUCUUGCUCGGGCGUCUUAUACCGAGUUCAGCUCCUGUCGGGCCGCACUCCUUGUCAUCCUCGCGCAGAGUUUAACAAAGCGGACGGAGCGUCUCCGGAAUGCUCUAUCACAAGGGAUGGGAUUGAUCAAGAUCAUGUCGAUGGGGGUGGGAUCGGCACGGUCGGCGGUCAAUGUGAUUGAGGCGCUGGAGCGUGCGAUCCGUCGCCUGGACGACUGGAGUGAAUCGCAGGCCCAGAAUCGCCAGGACGUGGUCGACUCUGGCUAUGAGCGGUUCAAGAACUGGGAGAUGUUGUGGAAGACGGGGCCGAUUUCGCCCGCCACAAGCGCGACAACAGCAACGGCGACGACGACCAACAUCGCCGGCCAGAUUCCAAGAACAUCGGGCGGUGCUGCGCCACCGCCUUCACUGUCCUCAGCGGCUGCCGCUGCUCCAAUGGAUGUUGGCAACAGCAGCAACAGCAGCAGUAAUGGACCAGAACCGCACAGCCAGAACGACACCACCACAGCCCAGGUCGGCAGCACUAGCAGCACAGGUGCUCCGAUGCCACAGGUGGACUUUGGCCAUUCACCGGCAGGAUCCGCAGCCCAACCACCGCAUUUCGGGUUUGACGGGUUUAUCUCGAACUUCCCGCAGGAGCUGGACGAAUUUGCCGCCAUCCCGUGUUUUGACGCCGAGGUGUCGCACGGCGUCAGCGGGGAGGUGGACGGCGGACAGGGGGAGAGUAAUGAUGGGAGGUGGAUGCCAUUUAUGACGGAUUGA